This is a messenger RNA of Acanthopagrus latus (yellowfin seabream), 3438 nucleotides long. Its product is annotated as zinc finger protein 585B-like. The coding region runs from base 108 to 2792 and encodes 894 amino acids. The transcript has 4 exons. Lineage: Eukaryota; Metazoa; Chordata; Actinopteri; Spariformes; Sparidae. The record is from RefSeq and is a predicted model, not a curated record.
GCGGAAAUAAACAACCAGCGCUAGCAGUGUUAGAUACGUCCGUGCAGUGAAUGAGCCCGGACUCGAUAUUGUGGUGAAAGCGCAGCUUGAAUUUCAUAUAACCAACAAUGUCUUCAGUUGAGUGUUUGAGAGAGUUUGUCAACGAGCGACUAACAGCUGCUGCUGAAGAAAUAUUCAGAGUUUUUAAACAAACUAUCGUCGAGUACGAGGAAGAGAUCGACCGUCAGCGCAAACUGCUGGACAUCGUUUGGAAACCUGAAAUAAAGCUACACAGGAUAGAGCUCCCUCAGCAACAUGUCUGUAUGGAGGAGGAGUUUCUGGCUGAGCAGCAGCUCUUAAACCAGGAGAGGAACUCCAGUCUGGACCAAGAGGACCCAGAGCCUCCACAGAUUAAAGAGGAACAGCAGGAACUGUGCAUCAGUCAUGAAGGAGAGCCGCUUGAACUGAAGCUGGAGACUGAUGCCUUUAUGUUGACUCCUGCUGAUGAGGACAGUGUCCACAGUGAACCAGAACUAAAAAGUGACCACCAGCUGCUCUCUGACAACUCUCAUGUAGCUGAGAGUCAGGACCAGAGAGGAGGCAAGCAUGGAGACUCAAGAUCAACCAGAUAUGCGAAGCCAGAACCAACGAAGAGACUUGACAACAGUCAAAGUCACAGUUACAACAAGAAGAACUUCAAGUUGUCAGGGAUUCGACAGAGUACUCUUAAAGGAAAGAAGUCUUUCAGAUGUGAAAUUUGUGGGAGAGGUUUUAAGCAGAGGUUGCCUUGGCAGAGACACCUGCGCAUUCACACUCUUGGGAGAACAUAUGCUUGCAAAGCAUGUGGGAAAAGUUUUACAAAAAGCUUUAAUUUGAAAGUCCACAUGAGAAUUCAUACGGGGGAGAAGCCGUAUUCAUGCGAAAUAUGUGGAGAAGACUUCCGAUAUGGCAGCGCAUUAAAAGUUCACAUGAGAGUUCACACAGAGCUCCCACAGCAGCAUGUCUGUAAGGAGGAGGAGGUUCUCACUGAGCAGCAGCCUCCACAGAUCAAAGAGGAACAGGAGGAACUGUGCACCAGUCAGGAGGGAGAGCCGCUUGAACUGAAGCUGGAGACUGAUGCCUUUAUGUUGACUCCUGCAGAUGAGGACAGUGUCCACAGUGAACCAGAACUAAAAAGUGACCACCAGCUGCUCUCUGACAACUCUCAUGUAGCUGAGAGUCAGGACCAGAGAGGAGGCAAGCAUGGAGACUCAGGAUCAACUAGAGAUGCAGAGCCAGAACCAACGAAGAGACCUGACAGCAGUGAACGUCACAGUUACAACAAGAACAACUUCAAGUUGUCGGGGAUUCGACAGAGUGCUUUUAAAGAAAAUAAGUCUUUCAGAUGUGAAAUUUGUGGGAGAGGUUUUAAGCAGAGGUUGCCUUGGCAGAGACACCUGCGCAUUCACACUCUUGGGAGAACAUAUGCUUGCAAAGCAUGUGGGAAAAGUUUUACAAAAAGCUUUAAUUUGAAAGUCCACAUGAGAAUUCAUACGGGGGAGAAGCCGUAUUCAUGCGAAAUAUGUGGAGAAGACUUCCGAUAUGGCAGCGCAUUAAAAGUUCACAUGAGAGUUCACACAGAGCUCCCACAGCAGCAUGUCUGUAAGGAGGAGGAGGUUCUCACUGAGCAGCAGCUCUUAAACCAGGAGAGGAACUCCAGUCUGGACCAAGAGGACCCAGAGCCUCCACAGAUUAAAGAGGAACAGCAGGAACUGUGCAUCAGUCAUGAAGGAGAGCCGCUUGAACUGAAGCUGGAGACUGAUGCCUUUAUGUUGACUCCUGCUGAUGAGGACAGUGUCCACAGUGAACCAGAACUACAAAGUGACCACCAGCUGCUCUCUGACAACUCUCAUGUAGCUGAGAGUCAGGACCAGAGAGGAGGCAAGCAUGGAGACUCAGGAUCAACUAGAGAUGCAGAGCCAGAACCAACGAAGAGACCUGACAGCAGUGAAAGUCACAGUGACAACGAGAACAACUUCAACUUGUCAGAGAUUCAACAGAGUACACUUACAGACAAGAAGUCUUUCAGAUGUGACAGUUGUGGAAAAUAUUUUAAGCAGAGGUUGCCAUGGCAGAGACACCUGCGCAUUCACACUUGUCAGAGAACAUUUGCUUGCAAAAUAUGUGGGGGAGUUUUUACAAAAAGCUUUAAUUUGAAAGUCCACAUGAGAAUUCACACGGGAGAGAAGCCGUAUUCAUGCAAAACAUGUGGAAAAGAGUUCCAAACUAGUAGUGCAGUGAAAGUUCACAUGAGAGUUCACACAGGUGAGAAACCAUAUCCUUGUGAAAUAUGUGGGAAAGGUUGUACAUCCAGUAGUCAAUUGUUGAUGCACACGAGAAUUCACACAGGGGAGAAGCCAUAUACAUGCAAGACAUGCGGAAAAGACUUCCGAUAUGGCAGUGCAUUGAAAGUUCAUAUGAGAGUUCACACAGGUGAGAAACCAUAUUCUUGUAAAAUAUGUGGGAGAGGGUUUGUAUCCAGCAGUCACUUGCUGAUGCACAUGAGAAUCCACACAGGCGAGAAGCCGUAUACAUGCAAAACAUGUGGGAGAAGUUUUGCACAAAAUGGCAGUUUGAAAAGCCACAUGAGAAGACACACAGGGGAGAAGCCAUAUUCGUGCAAAUUAUGUGGAAAAGAUUUCCAAUCCAGCAGUGCGUUGAAAGUUCACACAAGAUCUCACUCAGGGGAAAAGCCGUACAUUUGUAACACAUGUGGGAGAGGCUUCACACAAAGCUUCAAUUUGAAAUUCCACAUGACAACCCAUUUAAGUUAGAAGAGGUACCUUUGUAAAGUCUGUGGGAAAAGGCCAGCUUCGUUUGGCAAGGCAUAUGAGAUCACAUACAGGCAGGUUGUUUUGUGUCGGCAGACCAUGUUGGAGAGGACUGAAUUCUAGUGGUCUGUGGUCAAAACACAGCAGGAAUCACUGAUCAGACUGCUCACUGUUUGGUGGCAGUUCAUUUUUAAGAAUAGCAUGGAGAAUGUUACUGACAGACAGUUGCAACGACGCGAUUAAUCAACUGUUAUAAUAAUCAAGAAACUGUUUCGGUUAUUUGUUUGGGGGGACAACACAAGGUGUGAGAACAUGUUUGUGGGCUUCAGGAAACACUGAUCAACAUUUUUCACCAUUUUCUGACAUUUUAUAGACCAAAAACUGGUUGAUAAAUUGUGAAAAUAGUCGACAAAUGAAUCAACUAUCAGAAUUAUUGUUAUCACCUCCGCUUCACUUCACUUGGUGCAUUUUUGUAUUGACAUAUUGUAUAUUAACUUAUAUUUGAGCAAUAUGUCUCAGAACAGUCACAGUCUUAAAACUCUAUGUCUCACACUGUGCUGUCUGUCAAACUGCUGGUGAGAUGUGGAUGACAGAUUGUGUAGAUAAGAACAUUUUCCAAAUGUCAUAAAUGAUCAUUUUUUUUAACAGA